This is a messenger RNA of Colletotrichum graminicola M1.001, 276 nucleotides long. RefSeq lists its product as uncharacterized. The annotation marks the transcript as partial. The record is from RefSeq and is a predicted model, not a curated record. The transcript has a single exon. Lineage: Eukaryota; Fungi; Ascomycota; Sordariomycetes; Glomerellales; Glomerellaceae.
AUGGUGAAAACAAAAAACGCCACACCUCGAGUCGUCCCGCCUCUCUAUUCUCCAUCUUGGUAUCGGCCCCAGACGGUCGUACAUAGAGAGGAUGCAAAGCCAAAGCCUCCCUUUGUUCCAAUCAUGAGAACCAAGGCAGGGAAAACAAAAUGCUCAGAAAACAGGGAGACCCGCGGACGCCAGUUCGUUACGUCAAUGCUUCUUUCUCUUCCUCCCCUCUUGCUCUUUCACUCUCUCCGCCUUUGGAAUGCCAUGUCCGUUCAUCGUUGGGUUUCG